This is a messenger RNA of Colias croceus (clouded yellow), 1408 nucleotides long. Its product is annotated as serine protease inhibitor 77Ba-like. Gene Ontology annotation, molecular function: serine-type endopeptidase inhibitor activity. Bases 57 to 1268 code for a protein of 403 amino acids. NCBI's taxonomy places the organism in Eukaryota, Metazoa, Arthropoda, Insecta, Lepidoptera, Pieridae. The record is from RefSeq and is a predicted model, not a curated record. The transcript is spliced from 2 exons.
UAGACAAUAAAGCGUUCUAUCGACAGAUAGGACAUACAGGAAACCAGAACGCUGAAAUGAAGCUUUACGUGAUUGCGGUGUGUUGUUUAUUCACAUUUUGUAGAACUGAAGAAGCCAAACUAAAUUUCUUAUCCGAAAAAAUUAAUAACUUCACACUCGAGUUGUUAUUCUUUUCAAAUAGUUCAUCUAAUGGGGCUAAUUUAGUAAUUUCUCCAGUGACGGUGUGGACGUCUUUAAUAGUUCUGGAGGUAGGGGCUACAGGCGACAUUCAAAGACAAAUAGGCCGCGCUAUUCGCGUCGCGUCUAGCAGCUUCCGAAAAGGGAAUUUGACGAGUGAUUUCAAUGCUUUCAUAAAAAAUCACGAAAUCCAAUCACCGCAUUUAGACCUACAAAAGGUGAGCGGAAUAUUCAUUGACAAAAACAGACUGCCAGAAAUGGACUUCUUCCAAGAAGCAUUAAAGUACAAAACCACAUUUAUACCUCUGGACGUAUUGGAUCCAGUCAAAAUAAAAAAUGACCUAAAGAAGCUUCAGGCUCACUUCAAUACAUUAAAGCUGAUCAACGAUGAUGAUUUACACCUGGAGAAUGACAUGAUGCUACCUUACAGCGCGUUGUAUUAUAAAGGUUUGUGGACAUAUCAUUUCGAUACACAUUUUACAACAAAAAAGCCGUUCUACGAUGACAAUGGAAAUAAAAUUGGGGAGGUUGACAUGAUGUACAAUCGACAUACAUUUUCGAACGUUAAUAUUGAUAUAUUACAAGCACAUGCUGUCGAAUUACCGUUCGCCAAUGACAAUAAAUUGUCCAUGAUGGUGUUUUUGCCGUACGCGGGCGUGUCUUUGCACGACGCUUUUAAAAACUUUGCCAAAACAUCGUUCAGUGAAGUAUUCGAUGAAUUUCAACAGACUGUGAGUGCUACAGAGAGCCCGAAAGAAAUUCUUGUUGUUAUGCCGAAGAUACGCACAAAAUCGCGCAUAAAUUUGAGAAACACGCUUGAAAAUAUGGGCGUUUAUGAUUUAUUUGAUACUGAGAGGUACAUUUCAUUGCCGAAAAUGGCUAAAAGGCCGAUAUAUGUAAAGAAAUUCAUUCAUAAAGUAGAAAUAGAUCUUAAUGAGGAAGGUGUUACUAAGUCUGAAGCAAUGAAUAGUGUGAUUGGUACCCGAGUGGGUGGUCUCACCUUUAUAGCUAACCGACCGUUCGUAUAUUUUGUAGUCGAGAAAAUUACAAAGACAAUUAUGUUUUGUGGAUUCUAUGUAGUACCUACAUGAGUUGGUUAAACGAUUUAAUAUUUUUAAAUGUAUAAUCUUGUCCGAAAUUAUGUGGUUCAGAGAAUCGUUUAAGAAUAUGUACUUUUUAUAUAAAAAUAUUUUAUGUAACUCCUACUUAAAUAAAAGCUUUACUAAAUUUU